This is a messenger RNA of Oncorhynchus keta (chum salmon), 3832 nucleotides long. It is a transcript of the gene rbm26, whose product is annotated as RNA binding motif protein 26. Gene Ontology annotation, cellular component: nucleus. Gene Ontology annotation, molecular function: metal ion binding; RNA binding. The transcript has 21 exons. Gene Ontology annotation, biological process: mRNA processing. The record is from RefSeq and is a predicted model, not a curated record. Bases 99 to 3185 code for a protein of 1028 amino acids. Lineage: Eukaryota; Metazoa; Chordata; Actinopteri; Salmoniformes; Salmonidae.
UUGAUUACUUCUUGUCUUUGGACAUACAGUAUUUUGUCAUUAAGAAACAUCACCGAGUGAUUAUUAACCCUGGCUACCGAGUGGAAGUGUCUGAAAAGAUGAUUAUUGAAAACCUAGAUUCAUUGAAAACGUGGCUUUUUAAAACCCUCGAACCAAUUUGUGAUGCAGAUCCAUCCGCCCUCGCUAAAUACGUCGUCGCCUUGGUGAAGAAAGACAAGAGCCAGACGGAACUCAAAGCCCUGUGUGUCGACCAGUUGGACGUAUUUCUACAGAAAGAGACGCAGACCUUUGUCGAUAGACUCUUUGAAGCUGUCAACUCCAGAAGCUACCUACCUCAGCAGGACCAUCAGCCAGGUGCCGCGGGCAAAGUGGAGGGACACCUGACCAGGACGGACAAAGACGACCAGAGGAAAGACGAGCCAAGUCGUGAGGAGGACCGGGACAAGAAGUUCUCCAGGAGAGUGAACUACAGCCCCCCGUCCAGCUCCCGCUACAGUAGAGACAGCAGACGAGGGGAUGACCGUAAAAGGGACGACCGUACCAGGAAACGGAACGAUUACGACCGCAUCCCCCCGAGACGGGACUCGUACCGGGACCGUUACAACCGGAGGAGGGGCCGUAGCUACAGCCGCAGUAGGAGCAGGAGCAAGGACCGGGCCAGGGACCGGGAGAGAGACCGAGACCGCAGUAGCAGGAGUCACAGCAGGAGCCACUCCAAGAGCAGAGAGCGGGAUGCUGGGAGGUCAAAGUACGAGCCCGAUCGAGGAGACCGGGGGACGGAGGUUGGAGCUGGUGAAGGCCUACUGCCGAUCCCCACGGGCAAAACCGCCACGUUCCCCGUGCCCACCCUCAGCAGCACCAUCACGGUGAUCGCCCCUCAAGGUAACCACAGCAACAGCAUCGCCUCGGUGACGGACAGCUGGUCGGACUUCCACCCGGAUCAGUCACUGGACCGGCCCCUUCCGCCACAGAGGAAACGUUGCCGUGACUACGACGAGAAAGGCUUCUGUAUGCGCGGGGACAUUUGCCCGUUCGACCACGGUAUCGAUCCAGUGGUGGUGGAGGACGUUAAUCUACCCAACAUGUUCCAAGCCCCUCCCCCUAUCCCGGGGGUCGCCCAGCCCCCUCCCGGCCUACCGCCCCCGCCAGGACCUCCCCCUCUCAUGACCCCACCUCCCGUCAACCUCCGCCCCCCAGUGCCCCUGACAGGCAGCCUGCCGCCCGGCCCUCCGCCCGGCCCGCCGCCAGGUCCCCCUCACCAGGCAGCAGUGAUGGAUGCCCCAACUAACUCCAUCGCCAACUCUGUUCCCACUAUUGUAACCACAGGGACACGACCCUCCAUCCCCCAGCCCCCGGCUCCUCUCUUCCCACCAGGCCAGUAUGACUCUGACAUGUAUAACCCUGAGGAUCCCAGCCUCACCAACACCUCCAGACCAGUGUAUCGCCACAGAGUCAACGCCCAAAGACCCAACCUCAUAGGACUGACUAUGGCGGAGGACCUGCCUCACAGAGACAGAGAUCAGAUGCCCAACAGAAUGAGGAUCGUUCUGGACUCGGCCUCCAGGAAGAGAUCUGCUGUCUCACACCACGGAGCAAUGCUCCCCAAGAAACCCUGGGCCGACAAACCAAACUUCAACCAGCAGAACCUCCAGGGUGGGUUCCACAACAAGAACCCUCAGAACCAGAACCAGAAGGCUCCGUUUGGGUCAAACACCAAGCUGUCGGUCCUUCAGAUCCCCCAGGGACUCAACAACAUCUCCAAGCUUAACCAACACUUCAGCAAGUUCGGGACUAUCGUCAACCUGCAGGUAACCUAUGGUAAUGACCCGGAGGGCGCCCUGAUCCAGUUCGACAGUCACGAGGAGGCUAAGCGUGCCCUGCAGAGUCCUGAGGCAGUUCUCAACAACCGCUUCAUUAGAGUCCUCUGGCACUGUGAGGACGAGAUGGGACAGCAGGGAAUGGGACAGCAGGGAAUGGGACAGCAGGGAAUGGGACAGCAACACCAUCAACCACAGCCACUCAUGCAGGUGCAGCAGCCAGCCACUAGUCUGAAACAGUCCGUCAAAGACCGUCUGGGCCCUCUGCCUGCCGACAGCUCAGAGCCCAACCAGGACUCUCGUGUUGCCUCACAGAAUGACUUUAAAUCCAACCUAUCAAUGAAGGAGAGGCUGGGCUUCGCCUCUAAACCAGGAAGUACCCCUAGUGGACCGGCAGGAAAGGUGUUCUCCACCUCUACGGGGCUGACUAAGACAGUGUACAACAUGGCUGCUCUGAAAGCAGCUCAGAAGACUGCUCUGUUCGCUGGGGUCGCUGCUACAGAGGAGGCUAUGAAGAAUAAACAGGAAGCCCUGCGGCUCCAACAGGAAAUGAGGAAGAAGAAGCAGGAAAUCCUAGAGAAACACAUCGAGACUCAGAAGCUGUUGAUCUGUAAACUGGAGAAGAACAAGACGAUGAAGGCAGGAGACAAGGCGGUGAUCAUGACAACGCUGGGAACGCUGACCAAGAGUAUUACCAAACUACAGCAAGAGAUCAAAGGGCUCUCUAACCCUUCGGGAGGACGGGGGGCGCCCAAGAGCAAGGCUCAGGCUCAGAAGGAGUUGCUGGACACAGAACUGGACCUGUAUAAGAAGACCCAGUCUGGAGAAGAUACCGUUCAGCUGAAGAUCAGAUACACACAACUACAGUUAGAGGCAGCUAAGAGGGGGAUCCUGGCUCCAGGGCGGGGCAGAGGGGCCCAUGCUCGAGGCCGUGGGGGCCUGAGAGGCAGGGGGAGGGGAAGGGGUUGCCGGGGGAGGGGUCUCCCUGUCCACUCUACAGUAGAUCACAGACCGAGAGCCCUGGAGAUCUCUGGCUUUACUGAGACUGACCUCCAGGAUCUACUGCCACACUUUGCUCAAUUUGGAGAGUUGGAGGACUGUCAGAUAGACGAGCCGUCCUGUCUGGCCGUUAUCACCUACAGGAGCAGACCAGAGGCUGAACAGGCGGCGCUACACAGUGUCCGUCUGAACGGCAGCGAUCUGCGUCUGUCCUGGCACCAGCCUGCCGUCUCCCUGACCUCCCAGGAGCCUGAUGAGCAGGAGACGGAUCAUGACGAGUUCCAGGAAGAGUCGCUGAUUGAUGAUGCGUUGCUCCAGGACGACGACGAGGAGGAUGACGACAACGAACCCCGCCCCUGGCGCAGAUGAAGACGGCCCCUGAUUGGACGAAAUGCUAAAGCAAAUUUUUGUUUUUUUGCUUUGCAGUUUCUGGAUUGGCUGUUUUUUUUUUUAACAACUAGACGCAUUUCACAAUAGGUCAGAACCUAAACAGUUAAUUAAUUCUGUUGUGGCUAUUCAGAAGAUUACUAGACAAAGUCAUGUGGGAGUUUCAUGUAAAUAUAGUGGUUUAUUCUUCUUCCUGCUUUUAAUUUGUAAAAGUAGUUUAACAUGAAGAUUGGUACAGUUUAUUUUUUUUUUUGCUUAUUGGAUUCAAAUGAAAAUGAUACUAGAUUACUUUAGGGGGGAAAAAACAUUUUGGCGUUCAGAUCAAAUGAUGCCGUUGUGUUGAAACGCCUGAUGUUUAUUAACGGUGAGAAUCGCAGAAUGGCGAACUGAACGACGGAGAGGUUUGACUGUGUGUGAUAUUAGAUUGCUUCUUGUGUAAAUAUUUUCUGUCUGGAUUUUAAUGAUUUGUAAUGACAGCUUUGCUUCGGGAUUCUUUCUUUCUUGGAUUUAUUUUUGAAAUGUCAAAAUAAAUAAAAAUAAAGACUUUAAAAUGGUCAAAAAAUAAAAAAAAAAUAAAUCGGCUGCAAAAAAAAAAAAAAAACCUGAAAAAAACCCCUGCAGCUGUGAUG